This is a messenger RNA of Pneumocystis jirovecii RU7, 654 nucleotides long. RefSeq lists its product as uncharacterized. The record is from RefSeq and is a predicted model, not a curated record. Gene Ontology annotation, cellular component: mitochondrion. Bases 1 to 654 code for a protein of 217 amino acids. The transcript has a single exon. Gene Ontology annotation, molecular function: nucleic acid binding. NCBI's taxonomy places the organism in Eukaryota, Fungi, Ascomycota, Pneumocystomycetes, Pneumocystales, Pneumocystaceae.
AUGACUUUAAUUAAUAAACCCAAUUUUUACGGCUUAAAACGGCCUAAUCAUAUGAAUUUGAAGGAGUUUUUUAAGUAUGCUCAGAACAACUCUUUAAACCCUCAAUCUCCAUAUUAUAAAGGAGUUUUUUAUGAAUAUAUAGUCCAAAAUACGCUUCAGAGAUACAAUAUGGAUUUAAAACAUGUAGGAGGAGCAAAUGAUCAUGGUAUUGAUCUCCGAGGAAACUGGUAUUAUAGAGGGAAACAAACAAGAUAUCAAUGUCCGGUGAUUAUACAAUGCAGAAAUGAACAAAAAAAGACAGGUACUCAGUGUGUUCGUGAGAUGGAAGGCGUUUUAUCCACUGAAAGUAAUAAUACUUUGGGUUUAAUUUCAUGCUGUGGAUUUACACAAAUAGCACAAAGACAAUUAUUAAAGGCAUCAAAAGCUAUAGCUAUGUGUGUUAUAUUGCCAAGAGGAAACAAUGGAUAUCUCCAACAAUUUAUCUGGAAUAUGAAAGUUAACGAGUUGAUUAAAGGUCUUGGAGUGCAAAUCAGAUAUAUAGAGAAAACAGAUGAAAAAUCUGGUGUUGGAGAAGGACCAUACCAAGAACUCGUACUAACAAUUGACGAUCAAAUCAUAAAACAAGGAAGAAAUUACGAAGAGAAAAUAUCAUAG